Penicillium macrosclerotiorum is the source of this 1212-nucleotide messenger RNA. RefSeq lists its product as uncharacterized. Gene Ontology annotation, biological process: carbohydrate metabolic process. Lineage: Eukaryota; Fungi; Ascomycota; Eurotiomycetes; Eurotiales; Aspergillaceae. The record is from RefSeq and is a predicted model, not a curated record. The transcript is spliced from 3 exons. Gene Ontology annotation, molecular function: hydrolase activity, hydrolyzing O-glycosyl compounds. The coding region runs from base 1 to 1212 and encodes 403 amino acids.
AUGUCCUCAACUCGUCCAUUCCUGCUGCUGCUGCUGACUGCCUGGAUCGUCGGACUAACGGGCGCAUCGCCCGCAUCGCAAUUGGGCCCCACUCUCUCGCAAGUAUACGACACCACCGACAAACUGCCACUGGCCAACCUCGGCAACUUGCAAGUGCACGAUCCCAACAUCGUCUACUGGGACGCCCAUUAUUAUCUUUUCAAGGGGGGCCACCAUGUGCCAUUCUUCAAGGCUGCCAACAUCAGCGGGCCGUGGACGCAGGUCGGCACCGUCCUUGACGGCGAUAGCGUGAUUCACCAGGGCAAUCGGUCACGGCCCUGGGCGCCCACCACCAUCGAGCGCAACGGUACCUUCUACUGCUUCUACACGCUCAGCACGCAUGGCUCGCGCAACAGUGCCAUCGGCGUCGCGACUACGACCACUCUCGACGGCAGCCCCUGGACCGAUCACGGCGCCGUUAUCCGUACCGGCCAAGGCAACGGCUCCGACGUUUGGCCCUUCACGAUCACAAAUGCCAUUGACGCCUCCUUCAUUACCGACCAGAGCACCGGUCAGGCCUAUCUCAACUUCGGCAGCUUCUGGCAUGAUAUCUGGCAGGUUCCGCUGACGGACGACCUGCUCGCCAUCAAGGACCCCGACAACCCUGACGCCGUGCAAUUGACCUUCAUCCCGCACCAGAGAGUCCGCCCCGAGGAGGGCUCGUGGAUGAGUUACCACGACGGCUAUUAUUACGUGUGGUUCAGCCACGGCCGGUGCUGUCGCUUCGAUACGGCCGGUUUCCCAGCCCGCCGCGACGAGUAUAGUAUUCGUGUGGGGCGAUCGCGAGACGUGCGGGGGCCCUUUGUGGAUCAAGAUGGCAAGGAGCUCGUAGAGGGCGGUGGGACGGUGGUAUACGGGUCCAACCACGGGCAAAUUUAUGCUCCAGGUGGGCUUGGGGUGUUGGCGGGGAAUGAUUCCACCCCGGAUAUCCUUUACUAUCACUAUCUCAACACCAGCAUUGGGUUUCUCGACGAUGAUGCCCAACUCGGCUGGAACUUCCUCAAAUAUGACGAUGGGUGGCCGGUGGCCCUCGAAGGCGAGAAUAUUGAACAUGCCGAGGCCGAGGCCAAGACCGAGAACAAGGCGUCUCAUAAUGGAGGGUCCAUUCUCAGUCUGCAGCGUUGGAUUUACUGGACUGUGGUUAUGUGCUCAUGGCUGUAUAUAUGGUCGUAG